ACGGCCAGAAACCCGCCCCUUCGGGUCACGUCAGGUCGCGCCGCCUGGACCACCGAAAUGCGCUGCCUAGAAGUGCGGUGGGCGCCAGCGCUCGCUUCUGUGUGGGCUGUGAGAGUGCUUCUUGGGGUUCGGAGGGGAAGAGGGUAGGUUCUGGCGAGUUUUUCGUGCCAGUCUUGUCCGGCGCCGGCUUCCUCGUUUUCCUUAGCGCCUCGUCAGCACGCUGCCCCUGAACUCGCUUCUCUCUGACCGGAUGCCCCCGCGUCUCGGCCUCACAGAAGCCGCAGAGGUGGCUGCGGGGCCUCCUAGAGCCCCGGUCCAGUCCCUUGCCACCGAGGCGUGAUCCUCUUUGUUUAAAAGAAGUUGGCCCAACAGCCCCCCGUCGCCGCUUUUAAGGUUCUUGCUUUUCCAAACCGGGAAGAGUGCACAGAGCCAGGGGACAUCAGCCAUGCUCCAAAUCACUUGGCCUCAGGAGCCAGUGACCUUUGAGGACGUGGCUGUGUACUUCACCCAGAACCAAUGGGCCAGCCUGGACUCUGCGCAGAGGGCCCUGUACAGGGAGGUGAUGCUGGAGAAUUAUGCAAACGUGGCUUCCCUGGUAUCUCCAUUCCCCAGACCCGAUCUGAUCUCCCAGCUGGAGAGAGGGGAAGCUCCAUGGGACCCCAAUCCCUGGGAAGCAGAGGAUUUGAGAGGCAUCUGUCCAGGUGGUGAGAGGGGCAUCAAGACAGAAGAGCCGGCGGUCGAGCAGCAAGCCUCUGAGGGCACAGAGGCCCACGGCAGGCCCGUGGGAGGGCUUCUCACGAACGUGUCUCAGCACUUGGAUUUUGAAAGCAAGGCAGUGUGGCAGACUUUCAAUCUGAAUCCCAAUCUGAUACUCCGAGGCGGCAUGAAGUUCUACAAAUGUAAAGAAUGUGGCAAGAUCUUCCGAUAUAAUUCUCAGCUCCUUCGGCAUCAGAGUAGGCACACUGGGGAAAAGCCCUUCAAGUGCAAGGAGUGUGGCAAAGCUUUCAAGUCCAGCCAGAACUGUAUCAUACAUGAGAAAAAUCACAUUGGCAAAGGACCCUAUGAAUGUAAGGAGUGUGGCAAAGGUCUGAGUUCCAAAACUGCCUUGACCCAGCAUCAGAGGAUCCACACGGGGGAGAAGCGCUAUAAAUGUACGGAGUGUGGCAAAGGUCUGAGUUCCAGCACCGCCUUGACCCAGCACCAGAGGCUCCACACUGGGGAGAAGCUCUAUAAGUGUAAGGAGUGUGGGAAGGCGUUCACCCAGAAGAUCACCUCCAUUCAGCAUCAGAGAGUUCACACCGGAGAGAAGCCCUAUGAGUGUAAGGUGUGUCGGAAAGCCUUCAAGUGGUACCCCAGCUUUCUUCAGCAUCAGAAAAGGCACCGUGUGGAGAAGCCCAUCAAGGCUCUCGGGCCGCCCCUGCUGCGUCCCCAGGGCCCCUCUGCACCCUCAGCUCCCGGGCGUCUCCAGGGCCCGGGCUCUGCUCCUGCUGUGGUCAUGGCCUUGCCACACGCUGUCCUCAUUCCUGCCUCCGGGCCCGUGUUCAUGCUGCUGCCCGCCUCUGGGGUGCUUUCGUCCUCUGUCCAAGUAGUUCGUGUCUUCCAGGGUCUUCCUCCUGCUGUGAAGCCUUCCCCAGUUAUUCUGACCCCUGCUCCUCACCCCCCGUGACCUCUGUCUUGGCACUUCUCUUGCGGUUGCAGCAGAUCUCUAACCUACCUUCAGCUUGAUUAUACUGUACCUGUGUUCCAGCUAUUUGAGCAUAAACCCCAUUGUAAUCGA
Cervus elaphus (red deer) is the source of this 1777-nucleotide messenger RNA. RefSeq names its product zinc finger protein 621-like. Gene Ontology annotation, biological process: negative regulation of transcription by RNA polymerase II. Gene Ontology annotation, molecular function: DNA-binding transcription repressor activity, RNA polymerase II-specific. Bases 446 to 1666 code for a protein of 406 amino acids. The transcript is spliced from 5 exons. The record is from RefSeq and is a predicted model, not a curated record. NCBI's taxonomy places the organism in Eukaryota, Metazoa, Chordata, Mammalia, Artiodactyla, Cervidae.